GGGCGCUGGAAGCCGGCUGGCACCCGGCAGCCAAUGGCCGCGCGGCCCCAGGGGCGGCUCCCGGCCGGCGAAGCGAGGCUGUUCCGGCGGCUGCGGCGGGCCGCGCAAAGGCGGCUGGCUGGAGCGCGGGGUGGGAGGCCGCGGGAGGCGAGCGGGCGCCGCCGCCCGCCCGCCCGUCAUGCUCGCUCUGCCGGAGCGGCGCCGCUGAGGCCGCGCGGGCGUUCUCCGUUCGCCGCGGCUGCGCCGGAGCGGGCGGCGCUUCCUCGCCCUCUGCCCGGGAUGGAGCUGGAGGCCUCGCUGGAGCAGUCGGUGCAGGCGCGCAUCUUCAAGAUCAUCGUCAUCGGCGACUCGAACGUGGGCAAGACCUGCCUGACGGUGCGCUUCUGCGGCGGGACUUUCCCCGCCAGCACCGAAGCCACCAUCGGCGUGGACUUCAGGGAGAAGGCGGUGGAGAUCGCGGGCGAGCACAUCAAGGUCCAAGUGUGGGACACAGCAGGCCAAGAAAGGUUCCGGAAGAGUAUGGUGGAGCACUACUACCGCAAUGUCCAUGCUGUUGUGUUUGUCUAUGACGUCACAAAAAUGGCGUCCUUCCUCAACCUGAAAACCUGGAUUGAGGAGUGCAAUGGCCACGCAGUCCCGGCCCUCGUCCCCAAAGUCCUUGUGGGAAACAAGUGUGACUUGCGGGAUCAAAUCCAGGUCCCAUCCAGCAUGGCCCUGAAAUUUGCCGACGCUCACAAUAUGCUUUUGUUUGAAACCUCCGCCAAGGACCCCAAGGAGAGCCAGAACGUGGAGUCUAUUUUCAUGUGCCUGGCCUGCCGGCUGAAGGCCCAUAAGUCUCUGCUGUAUCGGGAUGUGGAGAGGCAGCAAGGGAAGGGACAGAAAACAGAGCUUGCGCCGGCGUCUAGCAAUAGAAAUGCCUGUCCUUGCUGAAGUGCAGCCUUGACCACUGAAUGGGGGGGAGGGCAGGGGGUUUUGUGCCUCAAUAAACUGAAUCAACGUUGCUCGUUUCCAGUGAAAUCCAUGUUAAAUUAAUAAUAAAUGUUUGUAUGACUGGCA
Molecule: messenger RNA, 1056 nt
Organism: Candoia aspera
Lineage: Eukaryota; Metazoa; Chordata; Lepidosauria; Squamata; Candoiidae
Gene: RAB33A
Product: RAB33A, member RAS oncogene family
Exons: 2
Coding region: 34-930 (298 amino acids)
Biological process (GO): Rab protein signal transduction
Molecular function (GO): GTPase activity; GTP binding
Source: RefSeq, a predicted model, not a curated record